AUGGAUGUGGAUAUUGUUGUUAUUCUCAAAAGAAAGCCAAUUUUGAAUCCCUUUCUACUACCUGACGACUUUGGGAUUUUUAAUGUUGGUUUUACUGAAAGAGAUCGUUGGGGAGUGAUAUACAAGACAAAGGAGGAUAAGAUAGUGAAAAAUUGCAUGUUGUUCUUGCGAGAUAAGCAUAUGUACUCUAUUGCUUCAUUAAAUCGAACUCUUGAAAGAUUUGAGGCCUACAAGUCAAACAGUGUAGCAUAUGUGAAAUGCGUUUCUGAUAUGAUUAAUUGGUGGAUAGUUGUUUGGAGGACCUUGUUGAAAACUAAUUCCUAA
Messenger RNA from Lactuca saligna, 324 nucleotides. Lineage: Eukaryota; Viridiplantae; Streptophyta; Magnoliopsida; Asterales; Asteraceae. The record is from the annotation of a GenBank genome assembly.